Molecule: messenger RNA, 924 nt
Organism: Fraxinus pennsylvanica
Lineage: Eukaryota; Viridiplantae; Streptophyta; Magnoliopsida; Lamiales; Oleaceae
Source: the annotation of a GenBank genome assembly
AUGUCUUCAAAUGGAGAUGUUGUCAUUGUUGCACACAAGGAUCAGUGGAAGAAUUACAAAAGUCCACUUGAUGAGCAAGAAUAUGCUAGUGAGGUUAAGUAUGAUGUUGGCAUUGAACCUUCUGGAGAAGAGCUUAAUGAUCUCUCAAAAGCUCUUAACAAACUCUGGGAACUUGGCUUAAACCGCUUGGUACUUGGCAAGGACUAUCAGAUUGAUUGUGGUGAAGGGAAGAAGUUUUACCAGAAGGAAGAUAUGGCAGGAGGGAGCCUGUUUUCCUGGCUGAGUGAAGAAAUAUUUAUGAGGCCUAUCUUUGCACAUUUCUGCUCUCUUCUGGACAACUAUAAUACACAUGAAGGGUAUAAAGAAAAUGUAACACCUGAAGAGAGACAAGAGCAAGCAGCAUAUAUCGAAGAGAUAAGUAGAACUGCACCAAUCAAAUAUCUUCACAAGUAUCUUUCUUCCAACGGCAUCUUCUAUUUGGAAGAGGCAAAGGGAAGGGUGAAUUAUCAAGCAUACAUUCUUCCGCGGAGGCGUGGGCCAAUUGUAAAGCAACUAUAUGUUACCAGAGACUCAUCGGAUUAUUUAUGGUACAUGACAAACGUCAAUAUAGCAUCUAAUAAAGGACUUCUAAAGAGUGGACAGUGGCCUCUUCUCUCUAUCAUGUUUGCUGGUCAUGCCUUGCAUGUUUUUAUCAACGGCAAGUUAUCAGGAACCACGUAUGGGAGCUUGGAUAAUCCAAAACUGACAUUUAGCAAUUACGUGAAUUUAAGAGCUGGUGUUAACAAAAUCUCUUUACUCAGUGUUGCCGGUGAAUUAAGGGAUAUAGAAGGUAAUAUGCUUGUGACAAGCUUUCCUCCCAUCAAGAUCAAGAAGGAUGAAGACAGUAGAAGUGGAGGUGGAGAUCAAGGCAACGCUGGUAGUUAG